GUUCUAGAGGAGAAGGUGGUUAUCUUCUUAAUUCUCAAGGUGAACGUUUUAUGGAACGUUAUGCACCUACAGCUAAAGAUUUAGCAUCUCGUGACGUCGUAUCACGUUCAAUGACCUUGGAGAUUCGUGAAGGUCGCGGUGUUGGUCCUGAACAAGAUCAUAUAUUUUUGCAACUUUCGCACUUACCAGCUGAAAUAUUGCGUGAACGUUUACCUGGUAUUUCUGAAACAGCAGCUAUAUUUGCAGGUGUAGAUGUCACUAAAGAACCUAUUCCCGUAUUACCAACUGUUCACUAUAACAUGGGUGGUAUACCAACGCGAUAUACUGGAGAAGUAGUGACAAUUGAUGAAAAAGGUAACGACAAGAUAGUUCCAGGACUUUACGCAGCUGGUGAAGCAGCUUGUGUAUCUGUUCAUGGUGCCAAUCGUCUCGGAGCAAAUUCUUUGCUUGAUAUUGUCGUAUUUGGUCGUGCAUGUGCUCACCAUGUUCGAGAUACAUUGGAGCCAGGAACACCUCAUAAACCUCUUGCUUCAGAUUCAGGCAACCAGUCUAUUGCAAACCUUGAUAAGCUUCGUAACGCUAGUGGAAAAUUACCUACCGCAGAUAUUCGUUUAAAGAUGCAAAAGGUUAUGCAAAAGGAUGCAGCAGUUUUCAGAACGCAGAGUACUUUGGAGGAAGGUGUUAAAAACAUAAAUGAAGUGUGGAGUUCCUUUAAAGAUGUUAAGGUGUCCGAUCGGUCAAUGAUUUGGAAUUCUGACCUUAUAGAAACUUUAGAAUUACAAAAUCUAUUGACUAACGCUGUUCAGGCGUUACAUUCCGCGGUGGCUCGUAAAGAAUCUCGUGGAGCCCAUGCUCGCGAAGAUUUUAAGGAACGUAAUGAUAAGGAAUGGUUAAAACAUACGUUAUCCUGGCAAGAUCAUCAAACAGGAGAUGUUACAUUAAAAUAUCGGCAAGUAACACAAAAGACUUUAGACGAAAAAGAAUGUUCUAGUGUAAAUACCGCCAAAGGCUAG
This is a messenger RNA of Scutellospora calospora, 1013 nucleotides long. Lineage: Eukaryota; Fungi; Glomeromycota; Glomeromycetes; Diversisporales; Gigasporaceae. The record is from the annotation of a GenBank genome assembly.